Messenger RNA from Thunnus maccoyii (southern bluefin tuna), 3252 nucleotides. It is a transcript of the gene toporsa, whose product is annotated as topoisomerase I binding, arginine/serine-rich a. The transcript is spliced from 2 exons. Gene Ontology annotation, molecular function: ubiquitin protein ligase activity. Gene Ontology annotation, biological process: protein polyubiquitination; protein monoubiquitination. NCBI's taxonomy places the organism in Eukaryota, Metazoa, Chordata, Actinopteri, Scombriformes, Scombridae. The coding region runs from base 179 to 2659 and encodes 826 amino acids. The record is from RefSeq and is a predicted model, not a curated record.
GUGUCUUGUCGCUUGUUGAAUUAUGAAACAUUACGGUGGGUUUGAAAAGGACUGUUGAGAAGCCAGGCUGGGGGUCUAAUGUUAACAGUUGCUCGGGAAUGUAGAAAUAAGUAGGUAUCUACAAGACAGAGGGGGCUACUCAGCUUUCAACCACACAGGCGUUUGAAAGUCAGAGAUCAUGUCAGCUAUCAAGAUUGCCCUGCAGCAGAGCAAGAAGAGGGAGAGAAGGAAAACCUCUGAAGCAAUGUCUGAAGAUGUGUCACCAGACUCCAAGUGUCCCAUCUGUUUGGACAUAUUUAACAACAUUUCUUACCUGGACCUAUGCCUGCACAAGUUCUGUUUCCGUUGUAUUCAUGAAUGGUCCAAGAACAAAGCUGAGUGCCCUCUCUGCAAACAGCCAUUCAAUUCAAUAUAUCACAGCAUAAAGUCAGAGCAAGACUUUAAGAAGUAUGACCUGAAGCCACUGGAAAAUGGCUCCUUUGGGACUUUUGAGGGAGUGCGGUUUAGAUACCGCACAACUCUUACUGGGGUACAUCGACAGAUGCGGGGAAGGACCUCUCCACUUCCCGACAAUGGAGUAAUGUUUGAAGCCUCAGCAAACCCUCCCCAACAUCGGCAGGACCGAUACAUCAGGCGCAUGAUGAUGAGGUUGGCAGCCAAGAGGAGAGCUGCAAGUGAAGGCAAGACAGUGAACAAUGUCAGAGAGCAAGAAAUGGUUAACUUCAGGAGGGAACUGUACCGACGAGGUGUGAGAGUUCGGAGUGUUCGGGAUGGUGGCCGCUCCCGAGACACCUCAGCUGAGUUCUACCGAAGAAAUCCUGCCUGCCUCCAUAGACUUGUCCCCUGGCUAAAAAGAGAACUUGUGGUACUAUAUGGGACUCAUGGCUCUUUGGUCAACAUAGUUCAACACAUCAUCAUGUCACGCAUUACACGUUAUGAUAUGGAGGAGGGAGCUAUCCAGGAAGAGCUCAGGCCGUUCCUCCAGGGGCGCACAGAGCACUUUCUGCAUGAGUUCAUCAGCUUUGCAAAGUCCCCCUUCAAUAUGGAAGCCUAUGACCAGCAUGCUGUCUAUGACUGUCCAGCCCCUUCUUCCAAUGAAGACAGCAGCUCCAACUCAUCUGUAAUAGCUAUCUCAGAGGAUGAGGAUAACUCUGUGGAAAUGGACCCUCCAGGAGACUCGUCUACUCUGAGUCACUCUGUGUGGGAUGAUGAGACGCCUGGACCAUCAUAUUCUACAUCAGCAGAGCAGAGCAGGGCAGAAAGGCUGUCAGUCCCUGACUCAGACACAGACAGCAGUUUAGAGGAGGAGACACAAGAGUUUGGGAUUUCUCCACAGCAAAUGAGUCCUCAUAACCAAACAGACUUGACUCAGGGUGAUGUUAACAACGAGGAGUGUUUGUCCUCGGAUACUGAUGACUGUUUAAUUGUGGGUUUUGUUAAGCCAACAGCAGAGAGGACUCCUGAGCUGGUCCAGCUUUCCUCUGACUCCGAUGAGUCUGCAAGUGAAGAUACUAAAGAAGUGCCUCAUCUACCUCAACACAUCCGCUUCACCAGUCUCAGUCCUCCAGCUUCACAGAGUGGUGAUCUUUGUGAUGCUGGACGUUCAGAAAAUGUAGAAACUGACCACUAUUGUCAGUCAGAUUCAAAAGAAAGAUGCAGAUCUUUAACAUCUAGCAGACACAAGACAUCCAGUAAGUCUGAGAGACAGUACAGAGAUCGCUAUGACGGAGAUAGAAGAUAUGACUGUAAUAAUAGAUCUAGGGAGAGGCACUGGUCAAGGGACAGAGAUCACAGGAGAAGGAGGAGGUCAAGAAGUGCAGAGCGCAGGCACUCUAGCAGGAGCCCAGUGAUCUCUCAAAGCAGUGGAAGCAGUCUCUCUAGAGAAAGAGGUUAUUCUUACUCUAGUAGCAGAGACUUCACCUACUCAAAAUGUGACAGCAAAUAUAAAAGAAGGGACGGUAAUUUUAGCCAUAACACGCCACCGCACAGCUAUCAGUCAUAUAGCCAUUAUAGCCAAGAAAGAGACGAUAGUGGGAUGCAUUACACAGAGAGACGGUCCUACUAUUACAGUAGCCGAAAGUACUCUGAUCGACACUCCUACUCUCGCUCCAGGAGCCGCAGUAGGGAAUCGUACCGUCAAGACGGGAGGCGUUCUCGAUCGAGAACUUACUCGAGCAGUCGCUCCCCCUCAACGAAAAGGAGACCUCAUCAUGACAAGCCUGGUGGGAAGAGAAAAUACAAAACAAGGCAUUUGGAGGAACCUUCCAAAAACACACUUUCCAGUUCACACCCUGAAGGUGACUCCUCAAUAAUACAAACAAAACACAAUAAAAGGAGCAAAGAGAAGCAUCAUAAAAAGUCCAAGGAGAGGCCACGGAAGGGGAGCAGAAGCCUCAGUGUGGAGCUUGUCAAAGAGGAAAAUUCUUCUGAACGAAGCAAACGUCACCAUAAGAAAAAGAAGAAACACAAGAAGAAAAGCAAAAGGCAUAAGAGUAACGAACGCACAGAGAAGCGUUCACCCACCGUCAUUACCAUUGAUAGUGACACUGAUGAUUUUGCUAAUGACAGUGUCACCCAGGCCAGCAUCUCUAACGAUCCCAUGAACAAUGCCACAGAUGACCCAGUUGACCCCAACCCUCCGGACUCUCUGGUGUCAUAACUGGGAGGACACGUGUCCACUGGGUGUUGUGGGAACUGAUGGAUUCACCCUCAGCUGCUAAUGCCUGCCAGCAGUAUUUUAGAUCUGAACAAUGUUAAAUAUUUGAAGGGUCAUCUGACCUCAAAGGGUGUGGUGAAUCAUACAAAUAUCCCUUUAAAUGCAAAGUGUUGAUUGGACGUUGGCUUACAUGACAGACUCAUAUCCCUAUUGAACUGGACAGAGGUCAUCAUUGGAUAAAUGACCAUUUUAGACCAUCACAGCCUAGUUUCAUGACUGAUAACUAACACCUAAAUAAUCCUAUUUUACUUGCAAAGUGCCACUAUGAACAAUGGAAUAAAUGGGGAGUCGCUCACUUUUUUGUGUUCUGGAAAUUCAUUUUUUCAUAGGAAACAUUUGAUUUCUCAGGUGCUCUCAGGGAUAAUGUUGAUUACAGUGGAUUUUUUUUUGUUAUGCUAAGUCAGCUAUAUCCUUGAGAUAAAACAAUUUCUACCUGCUGCUCAUGGAGUAGCACUUAUUAUCAACAGAUGGUGUUUGGAUUUCAGAAUGGGAUCUUUUGUAUGGAAUUUUAUUUAAAAAUAAAUUGUAAUUAGCAA